Molecule: messenger RNA, 2136 nt
Organism: Recurvomyces mirabilis
Lineage: Eukaryota; Fungi; Ascomycota; Dothideomycetes; Mycosphaerellales; Teratosphaeriaceae
Gene: RER2
Product: cis-prenyltransferase
Exons: 2
Coding region: 1-2136 (711 amino acids)
Cellular component (GO): lipid droplet; dehydrodolichyl diphosphate synthase complex; endoplasmic reticulum
Molecular function (GO): ditrans,polycis-polyprenyl diphosphate synthase [(2E,6E)-farnesyl diphosphate specific] activity; oxidoreductase activity
Source: RefSeq, a predicted model, not a curated record
AUGGCAAUCACGCGAGGCGCUUCCCUGCGUCGCUGGAUCAUGAACCUACCACCUGUCGACUGGGCCCUUCAUCAGCUCCGCGAACUUCUGAUCAAUACUCUAAAAUGCGGUCCAAUACCUCAACAUAUAGCCUUCGUAAUGGACGGCAAUCGUCGUUACGCUCGUACGCAUAAGCUCGAAACAGUGGAAGGCCACCACCUAGGUUUCGAAGCCCUCGCUCGCAUACUGGAGGUCUGCUACAAGUCAGGAGUGAAAGUCGUGACAAUUUACGCAUUCAGCAUUGAGAAUUUUAAGCGAAGCAAGUACGAGGUUGACGGGCUUAUGGAUAUGGCCAAGACGAAGCUUGUGCAGAUGUCACAGCAUGGAGAGCUAUUUGAUCGGUAUGGAGCUUCUGUGCGGAUACUUGGAGACAAGAGUCUCGUGCGGGAGGAUGUGCUGGAGCAAGUGGAUCGAGCGGUGGAAAUGACAAGGCAUAACGACCAGGCUGUGUUGAACGUCUGUUUCCCAUACACCAGUCGGGAGGAGAUUACCAGGAGUAUCCGAGAAACGGUGGCAGAGUUCAGUACGGCCACGCAGAGACCCAGGGGCCAACGAGGCUUUAGUGAGACUCAUGUUCUGCGGAAUCUAAGAAGGAGACAAUUGAGCAGCGUGGCGGAAGAAGACAAACCUGACAAAGAGAGGAUGUUGGAUCUGCUAGAUCAUGGACAGGAAGUGGAUAGUUCGGAGAUGUCUGAUCAAGAUCUGGACGCUUCGUCGACGCUCCAAGUGGAAAGCUCACAAACCUCGCAUUCACCUUCACCUACACUAAAGCCACUAGCCGGUGACAACUCGAGCUCAGAGCGGAAUCGACAACAUUAUCCAGACCCAGAGACCUUGACAGAAGAUCAUCUGGACAAGAACACAUACACAUUUCCAGCACCUCCAUUGGACCUUUUAGUACGCACGUCUGGUGUGUCUAGGUUGUCAGAUUUCAUGCUCUGGCAAUGCCAUGAAGAGACCGAGAUCAAGUUCCUCGACUGCUUGUGGCCAGAAUUCGACCUCUAUCAGUUCUUGCCUACUCUACUGGAAUGGCAGUGGAGGCAAAGGAGAGAGGCAGCAGAAGAGAUCGCCGUCCCCGACCACAUGCGCGCCAGCCAGUGGACCUACAGUCACGGCGGCAUCGACAAAAACCUCAAGCUCAACCCCAAGGCCUCACUACCCAAGAAUGCCAAGUCCUUGCGAGCCGGACAGACACUGGUGAAGGUCGCCUACGCAUGUCCGAACCCGAUCGACUACAAACUGGCCGACAAUGUUCCCUUCAUAUUCAGCAAACCCGCCACGCCAUGUCUGGACUACUCUGGCAUCGUGGUGGAGAGCAAGCUCGGCCAUCUCAAGACUGGCGAACUGGUGUUUGGCAAGACUGAACCUCCUUCUUGCGGCGCGUUGGGCGAGUAUAUCGUCGUUGGCAAAGAGGGUUGUGUUCCCGUGCCCAACGACGUGUCACUCAAGGAUGCAGCUUGUGUGGGUGUUGUCGGCUUGACAGCCUACCAAUGCAUCGUCCCCUACGCCAAGAAAGGAGACAAGGUCUUCAUUAAUGGUGGCAGCGGCGGAACAGGCACUUUCAUGAUCCAGAUCGCCAAAGCUGUAGGCUGCCACGUCACGACCACAUGUUCGGGCCCGAACGUUGAAUUGUGCAAAUCUCUUGGGGCGGAUGAAGUGGUCGACUACAAAACCACCGACAUCCUCAAGAAACUCACUUCUUCUGGACACAACUAUGACCUGAUAGUCGACACUGUGUUCGCCACACCGGCCCUCUAUUGGAAUGCCCACAAGUACCUCAAGCCGACAACCGGCCGCUUCGUCACCAUCGCCGGUACACCCUCAAUCUCAUUCAUCAUAGACUUCCUCAAAGUCUUGGUCUGGCCCUCUGUUCUAGGCGGUGGGCAAAGGACAUUCACGUUUGUGACCGCAAAUACCAACCCGACACACUAUGCCGAGAUCGCGAAGUGGAUGGAAGAGGGCAAAGUGAAGGCUGUGAUAGAGAAGGAGUUUGAGCUUGAAGAUGCAGAUAAGGCUUUCGCGCAUCUGAAGAGUGGGAGGACGAAAGGGAAGGUUGUUGUAAAGGUUUGUGAGGAGGAGCCUACGAGGCCGGAGUGA